CUGUAAAGAAAUGCCUCAUUGCGUUUCAGUCCUCGGCUCCACCAUUACGAUAUGGUGUUAUGCCUCCCUUUCCUGUCUUCAUUUUCUCAUGUCAGUGGCGGGUCUACGGGGGCAGUAUUAAUUCCGAUACUUCCAAUUGCCCCCUAAGGACCAACGGGCACCUUGCAAUCACUCAAGUAUGCAGCGGCAUGACAGAUUGCUCGUACCAAGUCCCUGGUCCUGCCAACCGGACCCGGCGUUUGCAUAUAUCCAAGGGCUGUGUUGGUCGACUGAUGGGACUUUCAGAAAGGCAUAAAUACUCUGUUUCAUCUUCAUCCAUCCCCAGCACCAAGUACCUCAGUGACACAGAAACACCACCUCAGACACGAACUAGAUCCAACCAUGACAGACUUACCUACGUAUUGGUACUCUGUGGUCGGCCGCAAGGACACCGGGGCUGUCUUUGACCGCAUUCCCAUCGAGGUCAUGCAGAGGAACUACCCACGUCAAUUCACGCUCUUCGUCCUCAGCUAUGCUGCCAUCCAGGGCGACCAUAACCCACCUGCAUCCACUUACAUGGAAAUUGCCGGCAUUCACGGUAAGCCCUACCGAGAGUGGGCUGGUGACCACAAGAAGGAGGAGCAAAAGGCUUCGGAUUUUGACUAUGAAGAUCGCAAGGACACUUUACCAGUUCCUUCAAGGUUUGGUGGUAGCCAUGGAUCGGUGACGUUCCCCACCUGGCAUCGCCCAUAUGUGAUGCUAGUUGAGCAAGCUAUCGGUGAUGUCGCUAGUCGUCUCGCGGCAGAUAUUGAAAGGGCAAACCCCCAAGAAGUCGGUUUAUGGGUCCCAGAGGCUCAGAGACUGCGCUUCCCGUACUGGGACUGGGCUGCGCUAAAAGUUCGUGAUGAAGGACUUCCCCCCGUUCUCAUCGAUGACGAAGUAGAAAUCUUGGUUGCGGGUGGUCAAACCGAAGUCAUUCGCAAUCCGUUAUCGUACUACACAUACCAAGGUGGCGUCCCCCCUGACUUCCAAGACGAGCUUUCUCCGAGGACGGGCAUGGCGUAUUUUUCUUCGUGGACCCGAUCCUUCCGGCAUUCCCCAGAAAACCCUGUGGGAAGUACUAAUAAGGAAGCGUUGCAACAAGCUGUUAGGGGAACUGCGGAUUUUGUACGCUCGCAGUUAGGGCUUUUGUUCAACAUGGGGGACGAUGAAGACCCGGCACACGCUUUCGACAGGUUUUCGAACUCGGUAAUUCAGUCUAACGAUGUUUUUGACGAUGAGGAGCCAAUUACCCCUCUGGAAGUCAUCCACGGCCGCAUCCAUGGUGCUGUUGGUGGGAAUGGGCACAUGUCUUCCCCAGAUUAUGCUGCUUUCGAUCCUUUCUUCUUCUUACACCACAGCAAUGUCGACAGGAUCUUCGCGCUGUGGGAGUGGUGCUACCCACAAUACUGGAUGGGCGACGGCUACAGGGACCCGAACCCAGAUGUUGAUAGAUCCUUUGUGUGGACUCAGGAACGCGGGACUUACAUGCAAGUAUACAACGAGCAAAUUCUUCCUACUGGUGCUCGCGGUGCACUGUACCCGUUCAGACUGGAAAACGGCGAGUACUGGAAUUCUGAACAGGCCCGUUUCCUCGGCACAAGUGCCUAUCCGAAGUACUAUUCUUAUGAUGAAUUCCUGGGCAUUAAAGUUGACCGGGAGGCCUCCGCGGAGGAACGCCGUGCUGCUCGGAGAAGAAUAUACGACUUCUACGGCUUUAAUCCCAGCACAGCAGCAGCGAAGACUAAUCGGGCAUCGUGGAGCCACAUUCCGGUCCGGUCCUCGAAGGAAGCCGGACUUCCCGAGCUCUUCAAGGAGAUAAACAAUUUCCGUAUUUUUGUCGUCGCCGUUCAGCUUCCAGAGCACGCCUUCAACAGGACAUACAGCUUCGAACUGCAAUACAACCAAGGCACUGAAUCUAGGUGCAUCGGCGCGGUCACCGUGUUCGCCCGGCCUGACCAUUCGCCUUGCAAGGCCUGUGCUAAGCGCCGCUCUUUUGGUUCCAUCACCCAUGGGGCUAUCCCACUUCCUUUUUCGCUCGUAAACGAUCUCAUCGUCAAGAGUCGCGCUGAGAGGACUACUGCGACCUUUGAAACCACUGCAACGGACAUAAUCAAGACUCUUUCGGCCGCGUUGGUGGAUGCGUCGGGCAAGGUUCUCGCAAGUGCACGGGGUGGCGACGAAGCUCCCACAGUGCCACGUGAGCGGGUGGCAUCAUCCACCGUCAUCCCUGCAAAGGUGGCUCUGUAUACGUCGGGCGUUGCGGAGAAGAUAGGUGACGCUAACCACCCUGUCCAUCUGUUCGAUUGGAAACGUCACAACGACUUAUUCCCUAGCGGAUGGAGGGCCGAAGACGAUGAAGCCAUCUAAAUCUCGCAAUUCCAGAACUUCAAUAUGCCUCUUCCUUGAAUCUUGGUGUACGAAAAUGUAGGAUGCAGCGAUAACUUCAGAAAACCCUUCGCAAUUUGAUCUCUGUAACUUUUGUGUACUUUGAUACGUGACCCAGUUUGGAUGCAAUGAAUGUGACUCUUGUGUGCUUACCCCUGUGCCGCAGCAAUGCACUU
Molecule: messenger RNA, 2582 nt
Organism: Pisolithus orientalis
Lineage: Eukaryota; Fungi; Basidiomycota; Agaricomycetes; Boletales; Pisolithaceae
Product: common central domain of tyrosinase-domain-containing protein
Exons: 15
Coding region: 382-2388 (668 amino acids)
Molecular function (GO): oxidoreductase activity
Source: RefSeq, a predicted model, not a curated record